AUGAAGAAAUCCAAGACUAGAGAUUUCGACCCCGAGUCCCUACUCGACCCUGCACCUAGCUCCAGCGAGGACGAGCGUUCCGGUAGCGACGUCUCAGACGUCGAAGACGAGAAAGUUGGGCGCGAGCAUUACACAGUUGUAGGAAAGAGCAAGCUGCGCAAGCCAGUUGAGGUGCCCCUCGGACCGGAAUAUACUGGGCGCAAAGUAGACCGCAAGGCUCUCGAGGACAGCGACAGCGACGAUCCGUUUGCCAGAAGUUUUGACGACGAAGAUAGCGAAGCUAGUGAUGACGAAGGAGAGGACGACAUCAAUGGCGCCGAGUUUGAUCGUGAAGACGAGAGUGGUGGAAGCGACGCCGACGGUGGUUUGGAUCUGGACAUGAGUGAUGAAGACGAAGAGAACGAAGAGGACGAAGAGGAUUCCGAAGCUGAGGACGAGGACAAACCCGACAAAGACAAAAAGCCCGAUGCAUCUGCCGUACGUGAUCUCAUGGUUGCAAGCAAGUCUUUUACAUCGACAAUUGCUGCCGGCACCCAGUCCGAUGUUGCCAAAGGAGAGGCUGUCAAAACACAGCGCAAGACUUUUGACACAUUACUCAACUCCCGCAUCCGAUUACAGAAAGCAUUGAUCAGCACCAACUCCAUGGCUGCGGAGCCAUACAGAGAUGAAACCGCUCAAGAAGCACCGGUCGAGGCUGCAGAGGCCGCAGCCUUGACAUUGCUAAACAAUCUUACAAACCUCCGAUUAUCAUUGGAAGAGUCGCGAACAGGCCAAAAGCGGAAGCGCGCCAAUUUCGACCAUGCGACCCCGUCAUCUGAAAUCUGGUCUACUAUCCAGGACACAGAAAAGGGCACUCUACCACACCGCAAAGCGAUUCUUGAGAGGUGGUCAAACAAGACGAAAGCCACGACCGUAACCAACAACAAGGCCCGUCUCAACGCUUCUGCACAACAAACCCUCACCGAAGUCCUCGAUUCGCAGCUUACAUCGUCCCAUCUCGUCACUCGCACACAAAUGCCUCGCUCAUGUGCACCUCUUCAAUCGUCCAACAAAGCAGCGCAGGCUGACCCCGCCAUUUACGACGAUGCUGAUUUCUACGGUUUGAUGCUCAAAGAGCUUCUUGAGCAGCGCUCUGCCGACCUCAAUGCCAAUGGAACGGCCGAAUUUGUUGUACAGGCGCCGUGGCAGGUUGCCCGUGAAGCCAAGACCAAGAAGGUCGUCGACACAAAGGCCAGCAAGGGGCGCAAGCUCCGGUACACUGUCCAAGAGAAGCUGCAGAAUUUCAUGGCGCCAGAAGACAGGGGCGAAUGGGGCGAUCGACAGAGAGAUGAGCUAUUCAGCAGUCUAUUCGGGCAGAGGCUGGGUCUUGGGGAGCAUGAUGAGGUUGAGAGUGAAGAGGAAGAGCAAGUGGACGCAGAGGAAGCCGGCCUGAUGCUGUUCAGGAGCUAG
Messenger RNA from Bipolaris sorokiniana ND90Pr, 1449 nucleotides. RefSeq lists its product as uncharacterized. Gene Ontology annotation, cellular component: nucleolus; nucleus. The transcript has 2 exons. Bases 1 to 1449 code for a protein of 482 amino acids. Gene Ontology annotation, biological process: maturation of SSU-rRNA from tricistronic rRNA transcript (SSU-rRNA, 5.8S rRNA, LSU-rRNA). The record is from RefSeq and is a predicted model, not a curated record. NCBI's taxonomy places the organism in Eukaryota, Fungi, Ascomycota, Dothideomycetes, Pleosporales, Pleosporaceae.